Molecule: messenger RNA, 5354 nt
Organism: Echinops telfairi (small Madagascar hedgehog)
Lineage: Eukaryota; Metazoa; Chordata; Mammalia; Afrosoricida; Tenrecidae
Gene: KRT222
Product: keratin 222
Exons: 6
Coding region: 22-948 (308 amino acids)
Molecular function (GO): structural molecule activity
Source: RefSeq, a predicted model, not a curated record
CAGCAGCGACUCGUCCUAUCGAUGAGGUUCGGUUUAGCCAAGGUGGAGGAUGGGAAAGGAAUGGAACUGUCCCAGCUACUCAAUGAGGUCAGGGCAAACUAUGAAAAGCUCCUCAGCAGAAAUCAGAUAGAGGCGGUGCUCUCGACACGGAUCCAGAUAGAAGAAGACAUAAGCAAGAAAAUGGACAAAGAUGAAGAGGCUUUAAAGGCUGCUCAAGCAGAACUCAAAGAAGCCCGACGGCAGUGGUACCACCUGCAAGUGGAAAUUGAGUCUCUCCAUGCUGUGGAAAGGGGCCUUGAAAACUCCCUGCAGGCCCGUGAGCAGCAUCACCAGCUGCAGCUGCAAGACCUGGAAGCCGUGAUUGAAGGCCUGGAGAGCGAGCUGCAGGACGUGAGGCGGGGCAUCGAGAAACAGCUGCAGGAGCACGAACUGCUCCUCAACACCAAGAUGAGGCUGGAACAGGAGAUCGCGACCUACCGGCACCUCCUGGAAAAGGAAGAGCUCAGAUAUUACGGUUCUAUCCAAGGUGAGCAACAAGACCAAAAACCUUCCACAAGCCGCGUCGGUUUUGUUUUACCCUCAGCCAUUAUAAAUGAAAUAUCUUAUUCGACAAAAUUCCCACAAAGGUAUGAGAAUGAAAAAGUGGGAACAGUAACCAAACAGGCGAUAGUAAAUGGAAACAUCGUGAAGGAGAGCACCGAGGCGCACGGCACUACACAGACAGAGAAAGUUGAUGACGUUAUUAAAGAAUGGGAAGGUUCCUUUUUUAAAGAUAACCCUCCACUAAGGAAAAAAUCUGUUUCUCUUCGAUUUGAUCUGCACUUAGCAGCUACCGAUGAAGGAUGUUUACAGACUCAGCAGGGUAAUGUACCAGAUAUCGAAAUCAGGCUUAUCAUGAGAAGAUCCUGUAGUAUCCCUUCUAUCAAACCUCCAUCAGCAGUUAACUAACCCAAAGACUAUAUUUGACAGGAUUUGCAAACGUCAUUAGGAUGGACCUACGUGAGCCAUGCUGGCCCCGUCCAUUCCAAGUGUAGGUUGUUACGUCCUUAAGGAAAAGGGUAUGUAGAUCAGUGUACAACGGUUCUUUUCAGGGCAAAACAAAACAAGAGACAAAGGUUCUGACUCUAAAUAUAGACCUAUUUUGUGGAGAGUAAGAGGCUUCAAAAUAAAAUUAGGAAUGCAAUGUAGUUCCUAUUUCAUUUAUUCUUCAAAUAAUCCCUUUCCCUUGAAAUUUUAUCAGAGACUAUAAACGAGUUGGGUUAGUUAUAUAUUUGUGAUUUCACUCAAUAUUUCAAAGAAAAACAAUCAUUUGUUUGAAUAUGAAAUUAUUAUCAGAGUCAUGCUAAAUCAGUCAUCAUAAUUCCAUGACUGUUAAACUUAAAAAGUUUUUUUAUACUUUGAAAUGUUUUAAAAGAAUCUGUAAAAUCUCAGAGGGCCUCACUACAAACUUAACCAAGGUGUUCUGUCGCUGCUACUGUUUUGGAGAGUUAUUUUUGUCUUGCUUUGUGUUUGUGUGUUUGGGGUUUGGGGAGACAGUCAUUGGUACGUGUAGAAAAAUGCCUUUCCCAGGAGUUCUUUCCCUUGAGCAGUUCUCAGCGGGCCACUGAGCAUGCCUCAAGACUAAUUUGAUAAGUUAAGUUAGGUUAAGCGUUUGCUACCAUUAUUUUCUGGUUUCCAGAAAAGUUACUCUAAUCAAAAAACCUUAAAAGUUGUAAAAAAAAUUAAACUUUAAAAGUUGCUUCCCCAUGCCACCACCGCAAAAACUACACAAACAACACAAGAAAAGCAAAUUUAAGAGUAAGUUGCUAAAUGCAUAUUUACUAGGACAGACAAUUACUCAACUUCUCACUAUCUAAAUUUGUUCACCUAGAAAGUGAAAUAGGAUUAUUCUGAGUGCUUGCUACAAGCCUUUGCUAAGGUAUUAAGAUGAAUAUUAAGAUCUUUCUUUCUCUCGUUUACACGAACAAUAUGGCUAUCUAGUGAAGAGUACCUGCAGUAUCUACAUUUUCAAAUUGUUCAACCUGUAAUAAAUAUAGAUAGAAAACUAUUUGUGAAUAAGUGACAUCAUGUUGCAAAGUUUUUAAAGCAAUCGAAUUUGUGGAAUACAGGGAUAUUUAUUUUAAGACAUUUUAAAAAAGUAAAACCUAUUUUAAAACAUUAGAAUUUAUAGGCUAUUCGUUUUUUUCUAAGCAGAAAUAAUGGCUGAUUACAACUCACCAUACUUUUUUUUCCAGCAAAAGUAUCACCUAAGGGCUACAGCUAUGUCAGCAUUUUCAGUAAAGCCUCUACAAGAUGUCUCUCUCAUGCACUCUUCUCUUUUUUAAUUCUUAUUUUCACGAAGGAAAAAGAAUAUGUUUUAACUAGGAGAAAAUGAUGGUAAAUAAUCUUUAACAUAAUAUAGGGUUAUAAUUUUUCCUCAAUUACUUUAUAUUUCAUUGAGCUUGGUUUAUUCUACUUAGUGAAAGGGGAUGAUUAUGUUUUAUCAAGGAUAUAACAGCAUGCUAAAUGUUUAUUCUUGCACAAGCAUCUGACCUGAAAUACAUUCUGUACAUGCAAGUGUUUUCAUUCCAUGGUGGUUACAUGCUGCUAGCCUUAUCAGAGCUUUAAACAUGUAGUCAUGGACGCAACGGUGAUAAAGUUACUGUACUAAGCAAGAGUACACCUAAUAAAACAAUGUAUUUAGUGUAACCUAUGUGCCGUGUUAAAAUUUUAGUCCUGGGCAACCUGAAUGUAACUGCUUGUUAUAGUAAUUCUACUAUGCAGCUGGUAUGUGUAUAACCUGUACAUUUUUAAAUACUUGGAUUUAUAACCAAGUUUAUUUGCAUUUAAAAUUGGGAUAUGAAUUUACCAAAGUAAAUGAUACCACGACAAUAAAAAAAUAAAUGAAAGGUGAACUCUGCAAAUACAAAACUGCAUUGCAUUUGAUGCUGACGCAGUCUUUGCAAUGGGAAGACGUCUGUGCGUGGGGAAGCUUCAGCGGGAUUGGCUCACUGGGGAAGGGAGGGGCCACAAUAGAAGAUGAAUGGAUUUCAUGCUUUUUAAAUUUUUGCCAAAGAGAAAUUAAGAAUGAUAUAAUGGUAUUUUAUUCUAAUAAAAAGUGGAAAUAACCAUGUAAUCCUGGGAGGGGGGGUGUAUUAAGCGUAGCCACUGUUUGCAAAGGGCCUACUUUGUUCUCAGCAUUACUUGUCAGAGGCCUACCUCUCAAUGGUUAUGCCCAUCCUACAAGGUACAACACCUUAUCGUCAUUUUAAAACUGCAUAGCGAUCACUGCUCUCCAUUCUCUCCGAAACAUUUCCAAUGCACACUUCCGCAACAAAGUAUAAACCUAAGGAGUUAAACGCAAUGACAAACAUUGUAGGAUUCUGGCUCUGGUUCUGCCACUAAUUGACCAUAUCACCAGAAGGGACUCACUUUAAAUUCCCCAUGCCUCCCUUUUCACACCUGAAAACAAAGGCGCUGUGGACUGGAUCAUGUUCACCGAAUAGAUAUGUUGUCGGUCCUAAUCCCUGUACCUGUGAUUACAAUCCCAUAGGAGAAUGGAAUCUUCUUGUUAUGCUAACAAGGCCAUAUCAAUGUCGGGUGUGUCUUACACCAAUCAUUUCUGAGAUAUAAAAUGAGCACGGUAGGCCUAGCAAUGCCAGGACAAAUAGAGGAAGGCAGAUGCUACAUGAGAAUCACCAAGGAAUCAAACAACAGAAGCGGCCAGAGACAAACAUCCCUCCCAGAGCAGUCUUCUCUCAGAGUUGGUGCCUGCCUGCCUCCUGGACUUCGAGGACAUGGGUUGUCUGUCCUCGAAAGGCACCGCUGUGGAAUUUUUGUUACAGCAGCACCAAGAAAAUAGUCCUUCCUACCCUGCAUAGCACACAGGUGUUUGAAAUAAUGUACUUCUGAAAUGAUUUGAUAAGGCAUUAUUAAGGUACAGAAAUGACCUCAAGUCAAAAGUCGUUAAUUUGAAAGCUUCAAAUGGAAAUGUUUUAUGGUAUAUGGGCCAAAAUUCAAUCUUGGAUAAAUAAUAUGCAUAUAUACAUUACUCAAAGUAUCAAUCAUCCGAUGAAACCAUAGGAAAGUUUGUGCACAGGGCCAAAUCUGGUUAUAUAUUGAUAGUUACUGUCAGCAUAUAGACACAUUGAUUGCCACUCUUCCAGCACAGAGGAAGAAUACGUAUUCUACAAUAAGGGAUAUAGGCAAAUUAGCAUAAGUUAUUCCCAGUGACCUUCAUGCACUCCGGUCUAGACUCCCACUGCCAUGGAGUUGAUUCCCACUCCCAAUGACGCUAAAGCACAAAGUAGGACUGCUCCUUAAGGCUUCGGAGACAGUCUUCGUAGGAGCGGACAGCCUCGUCUUCUUCUCUCAGAGCAUCUGGUGGGUCCCAGCUGUUGAUCUCCUGGUUAGCAAUCCAAUGCUUAACCCACUGUACCACCAGUGCCCCUUAGGUCUACACUAGGGAUUAGCAAAUUUCUCUGUAAUUACUUUUGGUUCUACAGACUACAACGUCCCUGUAGCAACUAUGCAGCUCUGCUCUCUAGCCAGAAACAGGCAAAGACAAUACAUAAAGAAAUACAGCUCGCUGUGGUUCACUGGCAAGGUCAGCUGCGCAGACUCACCAGCCUGCUUGUGGAAGGCUUUCUGCUCUUGUAAACAUUCACAACCUCAGAAACCAAAGGGGGCAGUUCUACUCUGCCCUAUGGGUUCGCUAUGAGUCAGAAUCAACCCCUUGCGGUGAGUUUGGGUUUGGCAUUCUAAUAAAACGUUGUUUACAAAACCAGGAGGCAACCCAGAUUGGGCCCCCAGGGGUCGUUUGUGGAGCCCUGUCCUAACCUCUCAAUGAGGUCUGUAAAUCACAGACCCACAUCCUAGGGCCAUUCUGUUUUAAAACAUUUUCCUCCUUUACCGUAUAACUCAAUAUGUCUAUCAAUUUUGACUCAUAGCAACUUUUCAGGACAGAGUAGAACUGUCUCUGGGUUUCUGAGGCUAUAAAUCUCUAACUUUCUGGUUGGUUUGAACUGCAGACCUUGUGGUUAGCCACCCUAUACUAUGGCCCCAGGAUUCCUGCUCCUGUUCCAUACCAACUGUUUAAAAACUCAGGUCCCAAAUCUCCAAGGGGUACUCAGGUCAUAGCCUGAGGAUGCCUCCUAGUGGGCAUGACCUUCUUAUGAGGAUUCUGGGAGCUUCCUCUUUCUCCCUGGAGGAGGGCCACACUCUCUCUCUGCUUUCACCCUGCUGUUGACAAGCCACGUGGGGCCAUAUUUGAGGAGCCAAACUCAGAGAGAUGGAAGAGGCAUGUGGAAACCCCACGCCAGCGCUGAGAGGCUUCCAUCGCCACUGGAUCCACAAGACUUUCACCCACCGGCCUG